This is a messenger RNA of Marasmius oreades (fairy-ring Marasmius), 1977 nucleotides long. RefSeq lists its product as uncharacterized. The transcript is spliced from 4 exons. The coding region runs from base 1 to 1977 and encodes 658 amino acids. Lineage: Eukaryota; Fungi; Basidiomycota; Agaricomycetes; Agaricales; Marasmiaceae. The record is from RefSeq and is a predicted model, not a curated record.
AUGAAACCAAAUUUGAGGUGUAGUCCUCCACCACACCUUAGAACAAGACUCGACAUCCUCCGAGCUACCAAUCCCCCCAAAUCUCCAAGUCCAAAUUCCGAACGGUUAGAGACAGCGAAGGCUAUGUCAGAAAAAAUUCCACCAGUUCUAAACGUACUUGCCAGUGACGGCGUGUUGGAUGCAGCGAGUGACUCGGCGGAGACCUUGACCAAUGAGCAGAAGUUCGACCUCGGAUCAGACUGGGGCGAGGACCCCCUUCACUCCGAUAUCUACCGUUGGUACCAGGGCCUUUGCACAUGUAACCACUUUUCCAACGGCAAGGAUCCCACCAAGAUAUCAAAACUCCAGGUCUGGAGUCGUAACCGAUAUUCCCAAAGGCUCACCCAUCGGUUCGUUUUACUGCACAUGGCGGACGAUACUGUACACCGACUGGAUAGGCGCGCCACCACACAAGGGAAUCCCGGCUUGCUCUCCGGUCUAUCCAUGAGAACACCAGGGGUAACCUCUACAGACGAGAUGGUCAUCAACAUCGAUGAUGAUCUCCAAAAGAAUAUGGCCAGGAAUAAUCACCUCGAGGUCGAGAUCCAGCUAGAGGGUAAAGUUGACUUGCUCAUCGUGCUGUUAACGUGUUAUCAGAUAUCCCAUCAUUCCCGGGCGAGGAGAUACGACCUGAGGGAUUACAACUGCUUCUUUUAUUCGUGGACAAUCUUGAUGAUCGCUGCACGACGUCUCUUGGAUAUCGUGACCCCUUCGAAAGACGAGCUCAUGGAGCGCUUCCGUCGCAAAGAGCACCUACACAUCCUUGCAGAAUCCGUCGUGGGGUUGGCGGUACGGACGCUACGGGACUUGGUCCUCGCAGCUGUCGGUGUCUUCAGAGAGCAGCAACAAGGCGACACCGAUGAGGGGAAGCACAUCAGAGAAGGGAUGAGUAUCAUUGCUCGAAUGGUUUGGGGACUACCGAGUGGGGUCCUCGAGACGUUCGGCAAGUUGGUACUUAACUCCAAACUCCCAUCGAAUCUACGGGAUACGUUACUCAAACAGAUAAAGGAGGUGGUCACCGAAAAGGCGCCUGACGUGUACAAGCAGGUCCUUGACCAUAUCGACAUCCCUCGGGCUGCACGUGACCGUUUGUGGGUAAAUGAGGGCGUCAAGGAAAUCGUUCGGCGUGAAGUCGAGAAAUCACUGAUUGAGCAGCUGUGGCCGGCUGUUGUUGACGCUAUUGCUGUUGGAUUUGGGCAGGAUGUCCACUCGGCAAAAGAUAUAGCACAGAAUGUCGUUGCCACGAAGUCCUGGUGGCAGCAAGUUGCUGGGACCAGAACUGCUCAGCUUUGGGCUGUUCAGACCGCCGCUUUACAUGGUGGUUUGAAGGAGGUAAAGAUUACAGCACUAGCGGAGGUGGACAGAAUCAAGGCGGAAGCUCAGUCGAAUGCCCCAGAUGAUCCUUCCGAACAGUUGAAGCUACUGAAUGCAGGGAUGUUUGAUUUGGCUUGGAAUAGUGCUCGAGACGGGGCCCUACGCUUUGCGAAGGAUGCUGUUCAGGCGACUAAAUCUACGCUGCAUCCAGGACACCUUGAGUCCAGGGAAAUCAUGUGGGAGACGAUCUGGGGAGUGUGGGACAAGUGUUGGGAGAAGGCUUGCAAAGAUGCAAGGACUAAGGCCCUAAACACACUUGAUACCGUCGUGCAGGCUGUCCUCAAUGCCAGUGUCAAGGUUGUACUUGUUGAGCUCGGCGUCGGAGAAAGCCAGCCCACUGUCCGUGUUCGUAGGCCUAAGAGAGUGUUCGAUAUCGAGUUGAGCCCGUCGAUUUGGGAUGAGGAGCCCUCCAUGACAGGUCUAGCGCUGCAGCAGUACAUGCAAGUGUUGAUGAAGAAGGCGAAACUAGGCAGUCCUGAUAUUUUACAGCACACCAUGGCCGAGAUAUGGAAAGAUAUCGCAGCCGCCGAUUUUGAUUUCGGCAAGAUUAAGAUUGUGCAGUGA